This is a messenger RNA of Callithrix jacchus (white-tufted-ear marmoset), 2783 nucleotides long. Its product is annotated as C-type lectin domain family 2 member A. Gene Ontology annotation, cellular component: external side of plasma membrane. The record is from RefSeq and is a predicted model, not a curated record. NCBI's taxonomy places the organism in Eukaryota, Metazoa, Chordata, Mammalia, Primates, Cebidae.
UAUGGAUGAGUCAAUGUUUAAAUCUUAAUUUCUUUCCCUAAACUAGUCUGCCCACUUUUAUCUUUGAUCUCAAGUGAGUACUGACAUUUUCUGCCUGGAUUGCGUAAGAGUCUUGAUUGGCAAUUGUCCUGUCCAACAGAGAAGCUUCUUCACUGUAGCCUAAUAAGUGAAACUUUCCAUUCCUUUCCCACGGAUCUCCAUCAGUUAGAACAGUGCGAUGAUGAAUUCAGAGCUCCGCGAUGGCAGAUCUGAUGGCCUCAUAUGUCGGACAAUUUGCAAGAAGAAGAUUUGCCUUGGUAUAUGCUUCCCGAUUUUUAUAUUGUGCAUUUCUGCAAUAGUCAUAUGCUCAAAACGUGCUAAACCUGUGGCAUGUUCAGAGGACUGGCUUGGAGUAAGAGAUAAGUGUUUCUAUUUUUCUGAUGAUACCAGAAAUUGGACAGCCAGUAAAAUGUUUUGCAGUUUACAGAAAUCAGAACUUGCUCAGAUUGAUACACAAAAAGAUAUGGAAUUUUUGAAGAGGUUCGCAGGAACGGGCACAUACUGGAUUGGACUAAGCAGGAAACCAGAAGAUUCUUGGAAAUGGACAAAUGGCACCACAUUCAGUAAUUGGUUUGAAAUUACAGGGAAUGGAUCCUAUGCUUUCCUGAGUGCUGAUGGAGUCCAUAGUUCCAGAGGACUUAUUGAUAUCAAAUGGAUUUGCAGCAGACAUAAAUAGUUUUAUUUUAUUUUAAUUUUUAUUUCAGUGAAAGUUGUUUUUCUAAUUUUUUUUUAAACUUUUGGUUCUGAGGUACAUGUGCAGAUCAUGCAGGAUUGUUGCAUAGGUACAUUCAUGGCAAUGUGGUUUGCUGCCUCCAUCCCUUGCUACCCAUAUCUGGCAUUUCUCCCCAUGUUAUCCCUCCCCAACCUCCCCACCAUCCCCCCCAUCAAAAAAGCUUGAAAAUAACUAUCACACUUCUCAGAUAAAAAGAAAAGCUACUAGAGGGAUUGUUGGCAAGCUAGCCAAACAGGAAAAGCUCCAGUGGGCAGCUCACAGUGAGAGCACUGCAGAAGGUAGGUGAUUGCCGCAUUUGCAACUGAGGUGCCUGAUUCAUUUCAUUGGCACUGGUGAGACAGUGAGUACAGCCCAAGGAGGGUGAUCUCAGCCAGGGUGGGGCAUCCCCUCACCUGGGAAGUGCAGUGGGUUGGGGAACUCCCUCUUCUAACCAAGGGGAGCCAUUAAGGACUGUCCCCUGCACUCCAGCCCAGAUACUGCACUUUCCCCAUGGUUUCACAGCCUGCACACCAGGAGAUUCCCUCCAGUGCCUACAACACCAGGACCCUCGGUUUCCAGCACAAAACUGGGCAGCCAUUUGGGAAGACAUCAAGCUAGUCACACCGGUUUUUUUUUCCAUACCCCAGUGGCACCUGGAACACUAGUGAGACAGAACUGUUCACUCCCCUGGAAAGGGGGCUGAAGCCAGGGAGCCAAGUGAUCUGGCUCAGCAGGUCCCACCCCCACAAAGACCAGCAAGCUAAGAUCCACUGGCUUGAAAUUCUCACAGCCAGCACAGCAGUCUGAGCUGGACCUAGGACAUUUGAGCUCAGUGGGAGGAGGGGCAUCUGCUAUUGCUGAUGCUUGAGUAGGUGGUUUUAACCUCACCUGUUUAAAGAAAGUUGCUGAGAAGUUCAAACUAGAUGGAGCCCACAGCAGCUCAGCAAGGCCUCUGAAGGCAGGCUGUGCCACUAGACUCCCUCCUCAUGAGGCAGAGCAUCUCUGAAAAAAGGCAGCAGCCUGUCAGGGAUCUAUAAAUAAAGCCCCCACCUUCCUGGGACAGAGCACAUGGGAAAACGGAUGAUUGUGGGUACAGCUUCAGCAGACUUAAACAUUCUUGCCUGGCAGCUCUGAAGAGAGCAGUAGAUCUCCCAGCACAGUGUUUGAACUCUGAUAAUGGACAGACUUCUUUCUCAAGUGGCUCCAUGACUCCCAUGGAUACUGACUGUGAGAUACCUCCCAGCAGGGGCCAACAGAUGCCUAAUACAGAGAGCUCUGGCUGACAUCUUGGGGAUGCCCUUCUGGGAUGAAGCUACCAGAGGAAGGAACAGGCAGUGAUCUUUGCUCUUCUGCAGCCCCCUGCUGGUAAUUCCCAGGCAAGCAGAGUCUGGAGUUGACCAGACCCAGCAAACUCCAGCAGACCUGUAGCAGAGGGGCCUGACUGUUAGACGGAAAACUAAGGAACAGAAAUGGUUUCAACAUCAACAGAAGGAAUGUCUACUCAGAGACCCCAUUCAAAGAUCACCAACUUCAGAGACCAAAGGUGGAUAAAUCCACGAAGAUGGGAAGAAAUCAGUGCAAAAAGGCUGAAAAUUCCAAAACCCAGAAUACCUCUUCUCCUCCAAGGGAUCACAACUCCUUGCCAGCAAGGGAACAAAACUGGACAGAGAAUGAGUUUGACAAAUUAACAGAAGCAGGCUUCAGAAGGUGGGUAAUAACAAAUUUCUCCAAUGUAAAGAAGAACAUAAACCACCUGAUGGAGCUGAAAAACACAGCACGAGAACUUCAUGAAGCAUAUACAGGUUUCAAUCAGUCAAGCAGAAGAAAGGAUAUCAGAGAUUGAGAUCAACUCAAUGAAAUAAAGCUAGAAGACACAUUAGAGAAAAAAGAGUGAAAAGAAAUGAACAGAGUCUCCAAGAAAUAUGGGAUUAUGUGAAAAGACCAGAUCUACGUUUGAUUGGUGUACCCGAAAGUGACCGGGAGAAUGAAACCAAGCUGGAAAACACUCUUCAGGAUAUUAUCCAGGAGAUCU